AGAAGACUGAAAACAACUUCCUGUCAAAAAUUAAAAUUUUGCAAGGUUUGAGAAAUGAUGCCUCUCGCAGACAGAUAGCAGACAGAACAAUAAGAUGAGCGUUGGUCCUCUCGCUGUGGAGAUCACUUGUGUCUGCAUCUUGGCUGCGCUCCUCCUUCAUCGCUAUGGCAACUGGAGGAAACAACAUGUCUUGGUUACCUUGGCAACCUUUGUUGCUUGGUACUUUUCCUUCAUGAUCAUCUUCAUUCUUCCUCUGGAUGUAUCGUCAACAUUUUAUCGACAAUGCUUAAAGGAAAAUUCUCCUGCUAUCACAACAGCUGCCCCUGUAAAUGAUUCGACACGAAACAAUACCCGCCAUUCAACUACCACUACCACUACAACAGCUCGCACCAUCACGAAUGUUACAGCAACCCCAACAACAGCUUUGAACACAUGUGCUGUCCCAUGGAGCCAUGUACCUGAACAUAUACUGCCAGAUCUGUGGCAUGUGGUCUAUUGGACUUCUCAAGUUCUAACAUGGCUUAUCUUGCCGAUGAUGCAGUCAUACUCUAACGCUGGUGAUUUCACUGUUGCCGGCAAGCUGAAGUCCGCCUUGAUUGAGAACGCCAUCUAUUAUGGAAGUUAUCUCCUUAUCUUUGGAAUCUGCCUGAUUUACGUGGCAGCCCGGCCUGAUUUAGACAUAGAUGGGCCUAAAUUAAAAGUGAUAGGCAUCACAGCAAGUAACACAUGGGGCCUGUGCCUAUUGGUACUUCUUCUUGGGUAUGGCCUCGUCGAUGUCCCAAGGAUGUGUUGGGAGAAUGCAAAGAGAGGGCGUCAGCUGCAGAAGACCCAGUUCAAGAUAUCAAAACUCAGCACCGAGAAAUCAGAAGCUGAAGAAAAUUUGGAAGACGUCCUUGAUGAGGUGAAGAGAGCUGCAGAAACUAUACGGACGAUCCAUCCUCUUAGAAAACAUGUUGAAACAAUACUAACUAAGUGUCCUGAGAAUAUCCAAGAGUUUGCGAAACGUAGAUUACGGGAUGAGGAUGAUUCGAACAACCCAACCGAGACGCCGACAGAAAAGUCGCUGGUGCGUCUCCAUAAACGUGUUAUUCGUGCAAUGCAGGACCACCACAGGACACAGUGCCAGUGGAGUCUACUUAUGGAGAAGGCAUUUGAGCUGCAAGAUAUUGCUCAGAAUGAAGUCAGUCUCGAUCGUCAGUUUAAACAUUCGUUUGAACCCGAGGAGAGCGUUUGUAAGAAGUGCUAUAACCCAACCAUAGUGAAAUUAUUUUGUGGAUGCCGUCCGUGUAAAUGGUUUGAAUGGUAUUGGUUAUGCUUGUUACGUCCGUGGGUGUUGCGAGUAGCGGCUGUGAUCCUGGCGCUCUUCUCCAUCCUUGUCGUCUGGUCAGAGUGCACGUUUUUCUGCCCCCAGCCUGUCCUCUCAUUGUUCGCCAUAUUUAUUGAUUUGGCCAAGAGGAAUUUUGAUUAUUUCAAUAUUGAGUUGGCUUCCUGUGUGAUCAUCUCCUACCUGUGCGUCUGUGCGUACUACACAAUCUUCAAGAUACGUCUGCUCAACUACUUCCAGCUUGUCUCUCAUCAUCAGACGGAUGAAAACAGUUUGAUAUUUAGUGGAAUGUUAUUAUGUCGUUUGACGCCGCCAUUAUGUUUAAACUUCCUCGGCUUGAUUCAUCUCGACAGUCAUAUAACUCAAUCUCAUAAAUUAGAGGAAACGGCUUAUACGAGGAUAAUGGGUCACAUGGACGUCAUCUCCAUAAUCUCAGAUGGUUUCAACAUCUACUUCCCGAUAGCCAUCCUGCUCCUGUGCUUAGCGACCUAUUUCCAUCUUGGCAGUCGCUGUCUGCACAUGCUGGGAUUUAAUCAGUUCAUCGGAGACGAUGAUAUGACAUCAGAGUUCAUUGAGGAGGGCAAGCAACUCAUUAGCAGAGAGCGUAGACGAAGAGAAAGAAUUGAGGAUGGGGAAGCCAGAAGAAGGAAUUGGAGAGAAACAUUUGGUGAGACGAAACGCCAAAGCACUCACGAUGAUACACCACCCCCAAGACGACCACCUGUUGUGCUUGUACCUCUUUGGCGUACUCGAGGUGGCGACUUUCCACCUGAUGAAAUUCAGUUUGCGUCAAAUGACCAGUUUGCUCGAAAUGACCAGGGUGACCUCACUCGUCGGUCCGCGACCAGCGGAGGUGACCGUGACAGGCUGCUAGAUCAUGCCGCACCCAUAAACUACCAGACCCGUGGACACGAAUCGGACAGAUUUGACAGGGGCUCGUCCCUGCGACCUCAAAGUUCUGACGAGAACGACUCAACAGAGCUUCUCAAGCAUGCCGAACCGGUCGACUUUAAUGAGGAGGAUACCGAUCUCUUCGAUUUAACUCUUAACAAUGACACCGGGGGGCGUCACCAACCGCCCAGCCAUUCUACUAACCGUUACAAUGCUCCAAGACAUGCGUCUAGACCAAGCAAGGGUAUCUUUGAUGACGUCUAAAAAAACAUUCCAUAUUGUUAGUGAUUAUAGUUAUUAUUGUUUGCAUUCUUUUGGAGGGUUUUUGUCUUUUCUAGUCAUUUUAACACAAGAGUUCAGGUCAUCAGUGUUGGUCUGUCUUACCCUGGAUAACUGACCACACAGUUGCUGCUUCUAGUUUCUAAGUGACAAGAUAUCACCAACACAGUGGGCAUACGACUUGUUGCUGGAACUAAACUGACCAAAGUCCAGGAGACAUUAUGGGUAUAUGUGACCCGUCACAGCAAAACCUGGGUAUAUGUGACCCGUCACAGCAAAACCAGGCGCAUGUCGCACAGAAGAUGAGCCUGAAUGACACCAGGAGAUAAUGGAAGAAAUUGAUGUGCUCAUAUUUCACAAAAGGCAGACAACAGAGAAAUGAACAAACAGUCCGUCUCAACCUGCCAAGGUCAGAGCGACAUGCGCCUGGUGUUGCUGUGACGGGUCACAUAUUUGAAGCAUGAGGUGUGUUCUUGAUUGUAUUUGGAUUUGUUUCAUGGGGCUGUUGUUAAAAUCAGCUGUGGAGUUAACCUUUCAAUUUUCAUAUUAAUGCACAUAAAUUUAGCAGAAGUAAAACAAUUUUUUAUUUUAGAACGACUCUUGGUUAAAAAAACUAAGCAAGUUUGUCAGUGUGAAUGUAGAAGAUUUACACUUCAUCAUUGUUGUACAUUGUACAUUCUUCAUUGCAUUCAGUCGAACAAAUUAGACAUUUUUCAUGCAUUCCGUAUGAAUAGUAUCAAGCCUUUCAAUUGCAUAAGUUUGAUCACAGCUUUUUGUUUUAACACUCAUACGGGUACCUUAAAUUUUUCUGAGAUUUGAUGCAUAACAUAGUAAAAACAACACAUACCCUGUUGGCAGUGAAGAUAACUAGUGCCGUACAUGUACGUCAAUAUAGAAAGACCGAUCUCGAUGGCCUAGUGGUUAAGGCGUCCGCCUCGUGAAUGGAAGGUCGAAGAUUUGAGGCCCGCUGGUAACCUCUUUCCGAUGCAGCCAGUUGGUUUAGCAACCAGCUCGUUAAUAUAGGGUACAAACAGCCUUCUCGCCAGGCGCCUGGCAUGAGAGAUAGGAGUUUGGAAGUAAAGAGUGUCUGAUAAGCCAAAAGCUGGCUGGCCCUUUCAUUAGGGGUGAUACUAUAAUAAACAAACCUUACUUUACUUUUUCUGUUAUAGAAACUGCCUAUGGGUCACUUGUUAAUAAUAAUUACAAAUGGGCCUUACCUUUGGGCUUACCUUUGGGCCUUACCUUUUGUGCUGUCAUUUGCAUCACCAGUCAUAAAGUUGCCCUUCACGCAAAGAAAGUUAAUUUUCAAGACUUCUUAUAUUAUUUAAGGCAUUUGGGACCAUGGGGUUGUAAGUUCAGGUGGGAUCUUAUUGGCUGCAGCGGGCAUUUAUUGCAGUCGUAAAUGCUGUGAACUUUCUAUAAUCAAAAGGUCUGAGUAUGUGUUGACCACAAUUGUCUGCUGCACUCAAUAUUGUCCGUUGUACUCAUGUACAGGUGGGACUAUUAAAAUUCUGAACAAAGUUCAUAGGGAAAACGUUUUAAAUUCUAGCAAGUUUUCUUGAGAAAAUAGUAUAAUAUAAGUAGGGUAGAAUGGGGUAGUUGUAGCCCCAGUUUGAUUGUAGCCCCUGCCUAUGAUAUCGAUUGAUAUCCCCAUGCAUCAAACAAUGCAGGGGCUACAAAUACCCCAUCCUACCUUAUAUUCUGUCUGGAUGGAUAUAGUGUAUUCCAAGAGAUUAUUUAUUUAUUAUAUUGUUAAAUUGAUUGUAAAUUUGCUUCAAUAUUUAAAAUAUAGUAAAUGCCGUUAUUGUAAUAUGUAGGUGUUGAUAGAAAUCAAUGUCAGAUAAAUAUUCAAAUUGAGAGAAAUAAACUUGCCAUCUUUUUUGUGAAUGAAUUGAAUGAUUUUAGAUUGUGGGACCACAAAGUUAAAGUAAAUGAUUUGAUCAUCAACUGCAUGCAUUCCUGACUGUCCUUGUGUUGGUCAUUUCUGGAAAGGUUUAUACAGAUCUAUCUAACUUUCAUAGCAAGCAGUCUCCAUCCUGUGGAAGUCAGGGGUCAGUGUUUGCUUUUGCGGCACACAAACCCCUGAGAUAUUUCCCCUCAUUGGCUGAACAACGGGCAUAAAAUACCUUUAUGUCAACAUCCAGGGAUUUAUUUGACAACAUUGGUUCCAGGAUGUCUUUAUGAAUGGAAGCAACAAUGUGUAUGGCAAAGAGUUGUAACCCGCCAAAUUUUUCCUGACGUUUGAUAGUUUCCACUGAUUUAGCAAAUUACGAUUUGCUAAAAUGAGAGGAGCAAAAUAUUUUCUUGAUUGGAAAACCCGGAAGGAGUUUCACAGCCCUCCAAAAUUGAAAUAAUUUUGGAGGGGGGGAAUUUUCACACAUUGCAAAAAUAUAUGAGCACAAACAUUUUCA
Messenger RNA from Lineus longissimus, 4905 nucleotides. RefSeq names its product G-protein coupled receptor-associated protein LMBRD2-like. Gene Ontology annotation, cellular component: membrane. Bases 95 to 2479 code for a protein of 794 amino acids. NCBI's taxonomy places the organism in Eukaryota, Metazoa, Nemertea, Pilidiophora, Heteronemertea, Lineidae. The record is from RefSeq and is a predicted model, not a curated record. The transcript is spliced from 16 exons.